Messenger RNA from Bursaphelenchus okinawaensis, 1235 nucleotides. NCBI's taxonomy places the organism in Eukaryota, Metazoa, Nematoda, Chromadorea, Rhabditida, Aphelenchoididae. The record is from the annotation of a GenBank genome assembly.
AUGAUAUGUGGGUCAGGGAUUUGUGAGCCUUCUAAAGACUACAGGUAAGUUUGCCUUUGUCUACAUUGUUUUUAUCAUACUAAUAUUUUAAGUUUAUAUCUUUUAUAAGAUAAAAAUAAUCUUUUUUUCAUAUGUUACUAUGUAUAAUACUAUCUUAACUUUCAGAAACUUCACAUGCCACUGUCAACAUGGCUUUACCGGUCGAUUUUGCGAAAUACAGAAGGCUCCAUCCUGCUCUCAACGAAAAGUGCCAUGCCAAAACAAUGGUAAAUGCCAUGAUAUCCUAAACGGUAUUGUGUGUGAAUGUCCAAAAGGAACGUACGGCAGACGAUGCGAGAUUCUGGAUGAGAAAGCGUCACCAAAUUGGGGAAUCUUGAGUCUUCAGGAUCCUAAUGAUUUCUUGGCCAAUGUACCACAGGGAUUCAAACGAAUUGGAACGGUUGUGGUCACUAAAAUAGGAACAUUGAAGGCAUUUAGAAGUCAGCUCCGGGAUUUGUUCGAUGAAAUCUGGAUUAACAGAGAUGUGAACUUGACUAUUGCUAGGUUGUCUGGUGGGCCAGAACUUAUCUAUGAUGUUAUUCAUUUUACAAAUGAAACAAAAGGUUAGGAUUUUAUUGUUUUUAAAUAUUAUAUUCGAUAGGUUUUUCAUUAUUUUUAAAAGUUUCUGAACCAACAAUGGAUUUUUUGAUGUUUAAUAUGAAAAAAUAUGUAUAAAGUCAUGUUGAUUACCCUUUCGACUUCAGAUGACGUCGUAACUGUAUGGAAAGCCCUUGUAACAGCUUCCGUCUCAGAAGAAGAACACAUUUUGAACCUAGAAGACGUUAUUGAUAUGCUGAACAAUCCUACUUUCCCCAAUCACCUUGAACAGCAAGCAUUGAAAGCAGAGCGAACGCAAGAAGAUGGCUACUUUACAGCAUCAACACCGGGCUAUACUACUGUAUCACUACUCCUGUCUGGUCUUUUUGGAGGUGCUUUAGUAGGAAGUCUAAUGGGAUUGGUACUGUAUUCUUUGAAGCAUUACUUACCAGAAAGAAGUAGUGUUGACAUAGAGGACAGUAUCGAAGACAUUGAAGUAAGUUUUUAUGUUAUUUAUCGAUGGAAGGCCAAAGUUUAACAAUGCUUUUAUUGAUUUUUAAUCGAUUUUAGAAGUUUUUCGUUUAAUUUAAGAAUAAUUUCAGAUUAAAAACUCCCAAUACCGUGCUGUUCAUGAUUCAAGACGUAUCCCACCUUACUAG